CAUACGGAUUUAGCGACCAUAGAAACGCCGAUGCUCUCCCUACAUACGACAGGUUGUUCAGUUUCGACAGUCGUGUUUUAUCUAAUUCAGGCACGGCGUGUUAGUUUAUGAUAACUUUCUGCAAAGGAAAUCAUAACAAGGAUUAUUUCACACACCUUUACAUUAAGAUUCAGUGUUUCUAGCAAGCAGAAUGUUGGCAGGGGGUUCUAUGCCAUGAACCAUUCAAAUCAUUCUUGACUAAACAAAGUGACAUUACAAUGGCGGCUUGUGCAUCUAAAACACCAAGCUAUUUACAUUAAAAGGGAGAACGAACAGAUAACAGUGAAUAAUGACGAGUUCCACAUUCCCUCAAAUCACACCGACGGUGAAGCAGGCAAUCGACGGAGGAGAUGCCAUCGCAUUGGAAAGGAUGCUCAAAGCGGGACUUGACCCAAACAUGAUCGAAACGCAAACUGACAAUGGAGUAAAAAGCCAGCACUCGGCGCUCAUCUUGGCUAUCUCUCUAAAUCAGAUCGAGGUCGCUGAUCUACUUAUUAAAGCUGGUGCUGCCGUCGAUACUAUCUUCCUGAAUUAUGACAGUGCCAAUAAGUGUAUGUAUGAGUUGUCUGCUCUAGCGACAACCCGGAUGCUGUAUGAGUUUACGUUAAGUAACACACUGGGAGCAAUGCUUAGCACACUGGAAGAGGGCUUACAGAAAACACAGGGCAGGGAACCACGUAAAGUACCCCCAGUUGAUCUACCAAAGGAUGUUCCUAAUGAGGUUCUGGUAGACUCUGUACGAGAAGGUGAUCUUGACUCAGUCACAAUCCUACUCUCACACGGAAUGGAUGUGAACCUCGUUCAUAUUGAUGGAGAAACGGGGUAUGCCAUGUCAAUCUUGAUCCUAUCCAUCAUCAGAAGACGAUAUUCCGUUGCCGCUUUCUUACUCAACAAGGGUGCCGAAUGUGAAACAGUUUAUCUGAAUUAUGACAAGAGCGAGGAUAACGUGGUUGAUCUAACAGCACUAUCAGCAGCAGAACGCGUCAAAGCAAAAUUUCCAUCCAAAGAAUUAAAUGCCUUCAUUCAUCUCUUAGCUGAGGCACUCGGCAAAGUGACCGGAGAACCCAGAAUAAUGCCAUCAAAUGACAUUCCAAAGGCUAAAUUAGAGGUUCUUCCGCGAUAUCGGAAGAAGGUGCCUCGUAUCUUCAUCGCCAGCGUCAACGAGGAGGAGGUCGAAGAGAUCAAGGCUUGGGACAGCGUCAGCGUCGGCAGCGUCAAUGACAACGGACGUGGACACAUCUACAAGGAGACAGCCGACGACGUCGACGAUGACCAGGAGAACAAUACUGUAUCGAGCAUGAGUACGGAUGAUCAUCAUGAUAGCAGAUUGAUCCAUAAUGGAAAGAAAAAGGAUGAAAUCUCAAACCAACAGUCUUCAACGUGUGUGAUAUUGUGAAUGAAGGCGGCAACAUGACAGAAUUUGUUCCAGCAAGGCAGCAACAACGUAAUUUUCAGUGCGAGUAAAGAUAUGGCAACAAUAGUAUUAGUUGAUCGCGAGGAAACCGAGGAGAACAGAUAAUGAAGAGAAGAACCUAUGAACAAAUGUUAUGCACGUCUUGGAAAUUGUUUAAACAAUCAUCGAUGUGGAUGACUUUAAUUCGAUGAACCAGAUGGCGAGAAGAAAAAGGUUUCGAAAAGAGAAUAUAAUGAACAAUCUAAUCUGUUCCUUGGAAUUUUGUAUAUAAUUUAGAGAAAUUUUGUGACGCAGGAGAUCAUGAAAGAAAAAUCGGUGAUAUUCUUAUAACAUGUAUAUCCAUUUGAUGAAUUUCACUUUCAGGUAUAUCAAAGUUCAGAGGCAUAGCUAAAUCUUUCAUAGCCCUUUGUAUAGAAAUGUUUGGGAACGUAUAAGCCGACAAUUUCUUAUUUUCACCAGUGCAUGGGCGCGCGUUAUUAAACAUAUACUUGCCGUUGUAUAUACACAUUUUGUUGAGAAAAGAUUUCUCCUUUUUUGCUUGCUAAACAGUGUAUGUGUCAUUUGAUCUGAAUGGGCGUCAUAAUGUCGUAUGUUCAUCACUAGAUUAUUAGCGAUUCUCCAUAAUUUGGACUUAAUCUUUGCAUGCUUGAUCUUCUUUCAAAUUAUAAGCUUAUACAAAGAAAAUAUAAGAUACUUCGAUAAUUAAGAAAGCAUUAUAAAUGUUAUGUUGAUCUUGUAUAUUAUUCAUAUGUUUCAUUUUACUUGUUUUGUAAAUAGUCUAUAUGUAUUUUGAAAUGGAAUAAUAAAAUCCCUCUGAAGAGGUAUAGAGAGAA
Messenger RNA from Strongylocentrotus purpuratus (purple sea urchin), 2286 nucleotides. RefSeq lists its product as uncharacterized. Gene Ontology annotation, molecular function: protein binding. The record is from RefSeq and is a predicted model, not a curated record. The coding region runs from base 329 to 1435 and encodes 368 amino acids. Lineage: Eukaryota; Metazoa; Echinodermata; Echinoidea; Camarodonta; Strongylocentrotidae. The transcript is spliced from 11 exons.